AUGCACUCGUUCGUCUAUGGAUUACUAGGAGGAGCCUUGAUUGGCUUGGCAGCCAGCGUGCUCCUGCUCUUCUCGGGAGAUAUUCUGGGUGCUUCGGGGAUAGUCUCCUCAAUAGGCCUAGCGCCAAUCUCGUCCAUCCAAAAUCCCCGUCAACACUGGAAGAUCGUCUUUAUUGCAGCCUUCUUCCUCUCAUCGCACCUCUUCUUUGCCUCGGAAUACGAAGAUAAAGACGGUGGUCUUGCCAGUCUCAGUUGGGCUGCCUACCUGAUUGGUGGCCUCUUGGUUGGCUUUGGAACUCGACUGGGCAAUGGCUGCACGAGUGGCCAUGGCAUUUGCGGACUGGCUCGUUUUAGCAAACGAUCCAUGGCAGCCGUCAUGACCUUUAUGAGCAUUGGUAUCAUCACGGCCUACUUCACCCAGCAAGCCACGACACCUUUUGGUGACAGCGCAUUUGCAUUCCUACGAGACGACUCGCAAGAACCCGUUCGAGUAUGGGACAAGGCCGGCGCCGUCCUGAGCAUGUUCCUGGCCUUUGUCGCAUUGGUGGCAGCCGCAUUCCACCCCAUCUCGGAAACCGAAGACGUGAACACUCGAAGAAAGUUGGCCCCAGCCGCGAUUGUCGGCAUCCUCUUUGCCGCGGGCCUCUACGUCAGCCAAAUGGUCUAUCCCGUCCGAGUCAUGGGUUUUCUGAACGUUGGAUUGAUUCCUCAAGGCGACUGGGAUGCUACCCUCAUGUUUGUCAUGGGGGGAGGCAUGACCCUUUCCUUCUUGGCUUAUCAGUUCGUCGAAGGCUUCCAGCUCUUCAAGGGCGGUCCGAGUCCAUUGGCCAAGCCAUUGGCUCUGACAGAGGGAUCUGAGUUUUGCGUCCCGUCCAACACGAUCAUUGACCGCGAUUUGGUCCUGGGUGCCAUGUGCUUUGGCAUGGGCUGGGGCAUCUCAGGUCUAUGCCCGGGUCCUGCCAUGUUUUUGGCAUCCAUUGGCGUCUCGUGGGUGUUGGUUUGCUACUGGCCAGCCUUCUUUGUUGGAGCCUACAUUGCGUCGCUCGUAAAGGGCAAGACUAUCCCAUCCUGCUUCCCAACAUCAUCAUCCUCUUCCGACAGCAAGAACGAUUCCCACUCGACGACCGACCUCGAAAAGGCAAAAGACGGCCUCGAAAAGGCAGAAGAGACCGUGGCGAACGACCUGUGCGACACGGCAGUCUUUGACGACCUUGAUGAGGAGAGCGGAGGAAUCACGACCCGAGCUACCACAGCUACGAUCUCACAGACAGCAGAAGCAGAGCACCCUUCUUUGGCCUUUGUCGAUGUAUGA
Messenger RNA from Seminavis robusta, 1311 nucleotides. Lineage: Eukaryota; Bacillariophyta; Bacillariophyceae; Naviculales; Naviculaceae. The record is from the annotation of a GenBank genome assembly.